This is a messenger RNA of Lacerta agilis (Sand lizard), 1346 nucleotides long. RefSeq names its product G protein subunit gamma 7 (gene GNG7). Gene Ontology annotation, biological process: G protein-coupled receptor signaling pathway. Gene Ontology annotation, cellular component: heterotrimeric G-protein complex. The coding region runs from base 409 to 615 and encodes 68 amino acids. The transcript has 5 exons. The record is from RefSeq and is a predicted model, not a curated record. NCBI's taxonomy places the organism in Eukaryota, Metazoa, Chordata, Lepidosauria, Squamata, Lacertidae. Gene Ontology annotation, molecular function: G-protein beta-subunit binding.
CGGCGCAGCUGAGCGCUUGUCCCGCCUCCGCGCUGAGGGACGCGCUGCGCGUAUUGGCCGAGUGGCGCCGUCGGUCAUCGCCCCUCUGACGGAGGACGGGAGAGGACGGUGGGGGGGCUGCCCUGCCCGGUUUCGGGACUUGGCAGCAGGUUGGGUUGCGCGGCAGGGCGAGGGAGGAGGAGGCGGCUUCGGCAGCAGCGAGGGAAGCGGCGAGGCGGAGGCGGCCGAGGAGGAAGAGAGAAGGAAGGCAGAGAAAAAGACAAGCAGGAUAAGAGGGAAGCCAGGCCUCAGCCUCAUCUAAGGGAGCAAGAUCCCUGGGAUUCCAUUUUGCUGUCUGCUUAACAGGUGUGUUCCAAGGACGUUGGAAGAAAAGCAUUCCAGAGGCUGACGUAGAGCCCAUGGCAGACCAUGUCGACCACUAACAACAUCGCCCAGGCACGGAAGUUGGUGGAGCAGCUGCGGAUUGAGGCCGGGAUCGAGAGGAUAAAGGUCUCCAAAGCCUCCUCGGAGCUCAUGAAUUACUGUGAGCAGCAGGCCAGGAACGACCCUCUGCUGGUGGGCGUCCCAGCCUCCGAGAACCCCUUCAAGGAUAAGAAGCCCUGCACCAUCCUAUAGCCUGCACCCCGCCUGGAUCUCUCUCUUGGCGGCAUUGGACACCCGAGGCCUACCAGUGGCAGAGAGGGGCUCCUCCACCCCGAGGCUCCGUCAGGGUGCAGACUACACCAAGCCCAGGUCCAAUUCUGACCCCCGGGGGGAUCCCAAUCCCGGGAACAAGGUUGGCCAGGUUGAGGAGCACAGGGGGUGCUUAGGGGCGGGGGAGGCGGGCAUGCCCUUUUGGAAACCGCCCUGAUGUCCGUCCGGUGGGCCGGGGUCGGCCUGGACACCAAGCAGCCCGUUCCCCACUUUGGCCCUUGGCAGGUGAGACCAGAGGUGUGGCUCUGUGGGAGGUGGGCUCUCUGCACGUGCGUCUGCGCACUGUGCCCCUUUGCAGAUGACCCACCCAGGAGUCCUGGGUUCAAAAGCCUCUCAUGAGCAGUGGAGAGAAGGCAGGAACCAUGACCUGGCCCCUCCCAUUCCCCCAAGGUGGCUCCUGCCUUGGAAGUGCCACGGACCCCCUGCAGAAUCCCUGACAGGGCUGGGGGGGCCAGGGGGUGCCUUCCUGUCCCCACGGAGAAGUGUCCCCCGUUUGCAGCAGCACCCUUCCUUGGGGAGCAGACCCCCUCUUGUGCACCCCUCCUAACCUGAGCCGCUCGCCCGCAUGAGUCCCCCAUAAACAACUCCCUCCUUCCUGAGAGAGCGAAAGGCUCCUUCCUUGAUGUGGGAGGAGCAGAAUGUGGGCAUCUUCC